This is a messenger RNA of Entrophospora candida, 276 nucleotides long. The record is from the annotation of a GenBank genome assembly. NCBI's taxonomy places the organism in Eukaryota, Fungi, Glomeromycota, Glomeromycetes, Entrophosporales, Entrophosporaceae.
UUAGCACUUCUUCAUAAUAACCAGCAUGCUCUUUUAGCCAAUGGUGGGCAUUUCCCCGAAGGUUUAUCAUCUCCACAACAAGUUAUUUGGCAUACUCGUCCCAAAAUUCCUUUUUCUCAUCUAAAGAAACUACGAACUAGCAAAAAUUUUGGUACUCGUACAUCAGUAGAUAAGCCUAUUUUUGAAAAUCAUACGCCAAGAGAAGAGUUGGCAAUUUUUUUAGGCGGGGAUGAGUUGAAUUUUUUGGAGUCAAAGGCACAUCCUGAAAGGGGAUAG